This is a messenger RNA of Trichoderma gamsii, 714 nucleotides long. RefSeq names its product phospholipase/Carboxylesterase. Gene Ontology annotation, molecular function: carboxylic ester hydrolase activity; palmitoyl-(protein) hydrolase activity. Lineage: Eukaryota; Fungi; Ascomycota; Sordariomycetes; Hypocreales; Hypocreaceae. The transcript has 4 exons. Gene Ontology annotation, cellular component: cytoplasm. Gene Ontology annotation, biological process: protein depalmitoylation. The record is from RefSeq and is a predicted model, not a curated record. The coding region runs from base 1 to 714 and encodes 237 amino acids.
AUGGAGAAAAAUAUUUCCAUUUCUGUCCGACCAGGCCCUGACGUUAUCGAGCCUUUGGCUGAGCACAACGCAACCAUCAUCUUCAUCCACGGCCUGGGCGACAAGCCAGAAACACUGCAUGAGCCCAUCGACCAGUGGAGGAGCAAUGGGCAUCUUGAUAACAUUAAAUUUGUGUUGCCUCAUGCGCCCAUAAUUCCGUUUACAGCGAAAGCGAGCGCUUAUAUGCCGGCAUGGUUUGAUAUUAAAGUUUACGAUGGCUCGCCAGAUGCGCUUCAGACGGAUGAAGACGUGGAUGGUAUUUUCGCCAGUAGGGAUUACAUCCACAGCCUUAUCGAAGAAGAAAUCAGCGCCGGGAUCCUGUCCGAGCGCAUCAUGCUCGCCGGGUUUUCCCAAGGCGGAGUGAUAGCCGUGGCUGCUGGCUUGACCUAUUCGCAGCCUCUUGCUGGCAUCGUUUUGCUUUCGGCAUGGCUGCCAUUAGCCCAGAAAUUCAUGGAAUACGUCCCUGAAGAAAAUCCAAACAAAGAAACCCCCAUUUUCCAGGGCCAUGGUGUAGAUGACCGCUUGGUGCCGGUGGGAUUUGCCAAGAAGAGCCGGGAGGCACUGACGGCGAUGGGAUUUUCAGUUUCAUGGAAUGUGUACGGCCGACUGGGUCAUGAGACUUGCGAGGACGAGCUGGACGAUGUAGAGGCGUUUAUUGAAGAAAAGCUGCUGUAG